Penicillium argentinense is the source of this 1800-nucleotide messenger RNA. RefSeq names its product putative autophagy protein Atg22 (gene atg22-1). The record is from RefSeq and is a predicted model, not a curated record. The transcript has 2 exons. The coding region runs from base 1 to 1800 and encodes 599 amino acids. Gene Ontology annotation, biological process: amino acid transmembrane export from vacuole. Lineage: Eukaryota; Fungi; Ascomycota; Eurotiomycetes; Eurotiales; Aspergillaceae.
AUGAACCGCGAAGAGGCCAAUGGGCCAACUCCUCAGUAUCUGGGCGAUGACCCUCGGCCCACAAGCAGGAAGGAGCUCGCUGGCUGGUACUGCUAUGGCUGGGCUGCCGAGGUGUUUACGGUCUGUGCUAUGGGAUCCUUUCUUCCGAUUACACUUGAGCAGCUGGCACGCGACCGCGGUGUUCUGCUCUCAGAUAAGACGACGCCAUGUUCGCCAACAUGGAGCCCUUCUAGGCAGGCAUCUGAUGGAGCUGAACCCAGCGUGCGAUCCCCAGCAACCGGCCAGUGUAUCAUCUACUUCCUGGGUGCCGAGAUCAAUACCGCCAGCUUUGCCUUGUAUACGUUUUCAGCGAGCGUCUUGGUUCAAGCCAUUCUGAUUAUUUCCAUGUCAGGGGCUGCCGACCAUGGAUCCUAUCGUAAAAGGUUAUUGGUCAUUUUUGCUUUCACCGGCUCAAUAGCAACCAUGCUGUUCCUUGCCGUUGUGCCCCGGAUUUACCUUCUUGGUGGACUUCUUGCCAUCGUGGCGAACACCUGUUUUGGGGCGUCCUUUGUGCUGUUGAAUUCCUUUUUGCCGGUUCUGGUGCGCCAUCACCCUGCAAUCCAUGAGAAACUCCAAGAAGAGGGAGGAGAAGCAGACCUGCCACAGAAUGGUGCAGUAGCUUCAUCGCAACGUCUCUCGGGACCAGCCGCAAGUAGUGGCCGUGCGGGCCUUGAUGCCUCGACGCCAUUGCUCGAGUCUCGGACAGGGAUGGCAGCGGAAACGAUGACAUCGCUGGAGCUCGAUCUCUCCACUCGGAUAUCAUCUUAUGGGAUCGGUAUCGGGUAUAUUGGAGCCGUGACUUUACAAAUGAUUUCUAUCAUUGCGGUAGUGGUGACCAAGCAAACCACCUUCUCACUCCGUCUUGUCUUGUUUUUGAUUGGCUUGUGGUGGUUCGCAUUCACGAUUCCAGCUACUCUAUGGCUGCGGACACGCCCUGGACCACCUCUUCUGGGCACUGAUGGGAAACCACUUGCGUCGUGGCCCGGGUACCUGGCGUUUGCGUGGAAAUCCCUAGGGAAGACCGCGAUGCGAGCACGGCGAUUGAAAGACAUCCUUCUCUUCCUUGCUGCCUGGUUCCUCCUCAGCGACGGCAUCGCUACGGUCAGCGGGACCGCAGUGUUAUUCGCGAAAACCCAACUGGAUAUGAAGCCAGCAGCCUUGGGGCUGAUCAAUGUGAUUGUCAUGAUUGCCGGUGUGUUUGGAGCGUUUUCGUGGAGCUACGUCUCGAGACUACUUCGGCUUCGUGCAUCGCAAACCAUCAUUGCAUGCAUCAUUCUCUUCGAGCUCAUACCCAUCUACGGCAUGCUCGGCUUUGUGCCAUCUGUGCAGCGUCUCGGAAUUGGUCUCCAGCAGCCUUGGGAAAUGUACCCUCUAGGGGCCGUCUACGGACUUGUGAUGGGGGGAUUGUCUUCGUACUGCCGCAGUUUUUUCGCCGAGCUGAUCCCACCUGGUCAUGAGACAGCCUUCUAUGCUUUAUAUGCGAUCACAGACAAAGGAUCCAGUGUAUUCGGACCCGCCAUUGUGGGUGCCAUUGCUGACCGUUACGGGGAAAUCCGGCCCGCAUUUGUGUUUUUAGCCAUCCUGAUCUUGCUGCCGUUGCCACUCAUGCUGCUUGUGGAUGUCGAUCGUGGAAAACGAGAUGCGCUGGAACUGGGGGCCGAGUUGGAUCGCACCACGGAGGUACAAUCAAGCUACGGGACCAUUGCGGCGGGAUUGUUGGAAGAUCCAUCGCGGGUCGAGGGAACCGCUGGGGCCAUGUAG